Messenger RNA from Physcomitrium patens, 3311 nucleotides. RefSeq names its product aspartyl protease family protein 2. Gene Ontology annotation, molecular function: aspartic-type endopeptidase activity. Gene Ontology annotation, biological process: proteolysis. The record is from RefSeq and is a predicted model, not a curated record. NCBI's taxonomy places the organism in Eukaryota, Viridiplantae, Streptophyta, Bryopsida, Funariales, Funariaceae.
GGUGACUGCCAACGUGAGAGUGUGAGUGUGAGCGGACCAGGUUGCAGAGUUCGUGGAAUCUGAUGGAGUAACGCGCAUCAUCACCAUCGCUCAACGGAACUAAAUGCUCUACUGCUUGCUGGUGAUGGACAUCAUCCUCCUGCUCCCGUCUUGAUGUGAGUGAAAACUUGCCAUGAUGUAAAAAGUGGAGUUACUGUUGGACUGCUCAUCGGACGCGACAGCAGGAGCCGCUGGCGUUGGCUCCGCUGCUGGGCGUGAAGCACUGGCAUGAAUAUGGCUGUACAUGCAGUGAGCUCGUCAGCUGGGUUCAUGUCGGAGUGGUGGCGUUUUGUCCGUCGGGGUGUGUGAACGCUAGCUAGUUGUGGACGUUUUGCUGGUAUGAAUAUGGGUGUGGUUGUGCUGAUGGUUUGCUUCCAAGCCGUGCGGUGGGUUGGGACGUCUUAGAUGGUGUUGUACAGUGGCAGUGUUCACGUCCUCCCUCUCGAGAUAAUUGUGGAUUGGAACGUCAGUCUCAAGUCCAGCUGCGGCAUCUAAGUGCGAGCCCGGAGCGGCUGCUCGGGGAUUCGCUGGACGGGGUAGCGGGCCUGGUCUGCGAAGCUUUUCUAUAUAUAUAUAUAUAUAUAUAUAUAUAUUUUUCUCACCCGGACCCGUAGACAAGUGCCUGACUUGGAAUUAGCUCACAGAUUAGUGUGAGUGGCAGUACCUCGAAGUCACUGAGUUCAGCUCACCACCCCUGUAGACGAUGCUUCACUUCCGCAACUCUGGUGAGCUGUCCAAUUCACCGGGUCACUAUCUGGAGCUUGUUCUAUGCCUGCUGUGCAACACUUCACUAGCUUCCAUAGGGCAUGUUGAGCUAGCGGAACGAGCCGGUCGAAACUGAGCUGGAAGGCGGCGGCCUCAGUGGACUAAGCUCUGGUAUUCUGCCAUCUGGUGCCGACAUGUCGUACCCGGGGACACUGUAGCUGCAUCGUACCCUCUGCCUGGAGGAUUACAAUGUCCUGGAUUCUACUGGCAUGGUGAGUCUAACUUCUAAGUACAUUGAACUAGCAUACCAGCAAACGGCCUCGAGUUGUACUCAUGUUGGGCUCGAUUGAUCGUAUCAUUUUCUAGUUGUGUUCAUUCAGUAGCUGCACCAGCUAUGGAGUCUGUGUAUGAAGAGGAGUCGGGUCAUCCAAACGAGACUGGGAAGUUCUUCAUGCCGUUUGUGAGAAGGGCACUAGCAUUGGUUCUUGUAGGUUUAGUGACCUACUUGGCAGUGGAAGAAUAUCGAGUGUCAACUUCUUCUAUUACUAGCGCAGUCGAUUAUAAGGGCUUAGAAUUGACGGAACGGAUUCAAGCCAGAUUGUGCAAUGCUGAGAGUUGUGAAAACAGAAGAGCUGGUCUCUUGAAACAGUCUGUGGAUCGCAAGGGGCUUAGUCGAAAGCUUACAGGUUUGAGUAAAACACCAAAAAGCGGAUUCAAGGUAAAGAUGUUGCAUCGGAACUCAGCUGAGUCACCAUUUCGGAAAACGUAUGAGACGAAGCUGCAGGCGUUGGCGGAGGACAUGGUUAUAGAUGCAACGCGCCUGGCUGCAUUCAGGAAUCAGAAGAACAGGAACAACUCUUCAGGAUCUGGCGUUGAAAACCAUACUGCGAACCCUCCAGUUAUAACCGCAGUUAUCGCUGGCCCUCCUUCUCACGACUACGGUUUCCAGUCGCCGGUUGUCUCUGGCUCCACUCUUGGCUCCGGCCAAUACUUCGUCGAUUUCUUCCUUGGCACGCCACCACAAAAAUUCUCCCUCAUCGUCGAUUCAGGCUCAGACCUCCUCUGGGUACAAUGCUCUCCCUGCCGGCAAUGCUAUGCGCAAGACAGCCCUCUGUACGUGCCAUCGAACUCUUCCACUUUUAGCCCUGUCCCUUGUCUUUCCUCCGAUUGCCUUCUCAUUCCCGCGACAGAGGGAUUCCCGUGCGAUUUCCGUUAUCCCGGAGCGUGUGCUUACGAGUACCUGUACGCGGACACGUCGAGCUCCAAAGGUGUGUUUGCCUACGAGAGCGCCACAGUCGAUGGAGUGAGAAUAGACAAAGUGGCAUUUGGUUGCGGUAGUGACAACCAAGGGAGUUUUGCAGCAGCUGGGGGUGUUCUCGGGCUAGGACAAGGCCCCCUCUCGUUCGGCUCACAGGUUGGAUACGCAUACGGGAACAAAUUUGCUUAUUGUCUCGUGAACUACCUUGAUCCCACGUCUGUAAGCUCCUCGCUAAUCUUCGGCGACGAGCUUAUCAGCACAAUCCACGACAUGCAGUACACUCCCAUCGUCAGCAACCCGAAAAGUCCCACAUUGUACUACGUGCAGAUAGAGAAGGUCACGGUUGGUGGCAAAUCGUUACCUAUCUCAGAUUCUGCUUGGGAAAUCGACCUUCUCGGAAACGGCGGAUCAAUUUUCGACUCCGGCACCACACUCACUUAUUGGUUCCCGUCAGCUUAUAGUCACAUUCUUGCCGCCUUUGACAGUGGUGUGCACUACCCACGAGCUGAGUCCGUGCAAGGUCUGGACCUUUGCGUUGAGCUCACAGGUGUCGAUCAGCCGAGUUUCCCCUCAUUCACCAUCGAAUUCGACGAUGGAGCAGUUUUCCAGCCUGAGGCGGAGAACUACUUCGUGGACGUCGCUCCAAACGUCCGGUGCUUAGCCAUGGCUGGCCUUGCGUCACCUCUCGGUGGUUUCAACACCAUUGGUAAUCUCUUGCAACAGAAUUUCUUCGUGCAGUACGACCGUGAGGAGAAUCUUAUUGGCUUCGCUCCUGCCAAGUGUUCUUCGCAUUCUUAGGAGGUGCGGUGCCGGUCGUCACAAAGUGGCGGUCGUCAUUCUUGUGAUCUUUUUCUCAUGUUGACGUUGCGAAGGGCUGGAGUUAAAGAUCACGAACUUCAAUGUCUUUGGAUGGGGCUAUACACACGUUGCUCCCUCGAAGGCAGAAUCCUCCAGGCUCUCUGCAAAUUGUGUUCAUGGCGCUACGCCAAAUUAAUUGGGUGAAGGAUGAUAGACUAGUUGGGGUGAGUUGUCAAUGAUCAUGUAUUAUAAGGCUGGAUACGUUGGUACAAAUAUUCUGCUGUCUUUCUGCUUUUAGUGAUGGAGGUUUGUAGCAUACCACUUUCAAGGUCAUGACCUACCUUGAUUACAACUGUAGAGGACAUCUGAGCGGCAAUUUCGGGUUCUGUGCCAUUUACUUCGAAGGUCAAGAAGGGGAAGUCGAAUAUUUAAGGCCUGUAUCGAUCCACUUUUAAUGUCCUCAGUUCACCUAAUAAAUGACCAACUACUAAGGUAGUCUCGAAUUUAUUAA